CGUUACGACGUUAAUCAAACCGACGUCUAACACAUGGCAAUGGCAAAUGCCAAAUAGUAUUAUAAUUAUAAUACUCACACGACAACAUGACAUUAUUAACCUUUUUCCUGUGUGUUCCGUUCACGGGUGUAUGGACAGAGUACAGGCUGUGGUGGUUGAGUUGAGGGUAACGACGAUCGACGAAUUUUAACAAAAAAAGUUUAACAGGCCUUCGAUAACUAGUACGUCUUUUGAAGCAAAUCGAUAGGUUGUUCGGACGUUAAAAUCCUCAUUGUCGUCCACCGCGUUCCGCGACGGAGAGCGUCGUUUACGUUUAUUAUAAACGUCCAUUCACGUUUAUGCACUUUGUGUUGAAUUCUCUUUCUACGUUAUGACUAAUGAAGCGCGGAACAAUCUGAUUCUGGCCAUGAACGACCCGUCGAACGUGCUCUAUUCUGACGAUUUCGUCGUGAUCAUUGCUGACCAAUUCCCAAAAUCUAAACAUCACUAUUUAGUUAUGCCCAAGGAAGACUUGCUGGACGUUCGAUCGCUCAAAAAAGACCACAUACCUAAACUCAUUUACAUGGAAUUUAAAGGGCUGGAAUAUGUAAUGUUUAGGACUGGACUAAUGGCACAAGAUUUACAAGUUGGAUACCAUGCUUUUACAUCUAUGAAUCGAUUACACUUGCAUGUGUUGAGUAAAGAUUUUUGUGGCAGAGAUAUGAAGCAGAAUCACCAGUGGAAUUCAUUUAAUACAGAAUUCUUCAUACCUACUCACAAAAUAAUUUCUGAAUUACAAACUAUGGGACAUAUAUUAUUGCCAUCCAAUAAGAAAUUUUUGCAUCAACCACUUCAAUGCAAUAAAUGUGAUUACUUAACUAAUGAUAUUAAACAAUUAAAAUCACAUUUGAAGUUGAUUCACAAUCUUCCCAAAUUAUUUGAUAUUUAACUUUUAAGUUGUACUUGAGUAUUGAUAUAUAUA
Rhopalosiphum maidis (corn leaf aphid) is the source of this 961-nucleotide messenger RNA. It is a transcript of the gene Aptx, whose product is annotated as aprataxin. Gene Ontology annotation, cellular component: nucleus. Gene Ontology annotation, biological process: single strand break repair; double-strand break repair. Lineage: Eukaryota; Metazoa; Arthropoda; Insecta; Hemiptera; Aphididae. The coding region runs from base 371 to 928 and encodes 185 amino acids. The record is from RefSeq and is a predicted model, not a curated record. The transcript is spliced from 3 exons. Gene Ontology annotation, molecular function: single-stranded DNA binding; mismatched DNA binding; DNA 5'-adenosine monophosphate hydrolase activity.